Molecule: messenger RNA, 500 nt
Organism: Bradysia coprophila
Lineage: Eukaryota; Metazoa; Arthropoda; Insecta; Diptera; Sciaridae
Source: RefSeq, a predicted model, not a curated record
GAUCCACUAUUUAUCGAUUCGGCUAUAUAAAGUUUAGUUUAACUUCAUCCAGAUCAGAUGUAAAGUAUAAGCCGUUCGAAGAUGUCGAAGAUACUACUGUUGAUUGUAGGAUUUAUAAGCUUUGUUCAGGCCGCACCAAGUGCCGAUCCAUGUAUUAUCAUAUUACCUCCACCAAGACCUUCAGCAACUGUUCCACCAGCAACAUCUGUCACACCAGAAGCACCUAGCUCUACAGAGCCAACACUGGCACCAGUAACACCUAUAGCAACAACUGCACCUACUCCAGUUCCAGCAGGACCGCCAGCGCUCACUCCUGAACAAUUAGCAACAUUGAUGGAGCUGUACAACAUGUACUUGGAAUUCCUCAAAUCUCAACAACAAACAGGACCGGCACCAGUUCCGUUCCCACCACCCGCAUAAAUGUCUUUAGUUUUAAUCAAAAAUGUUGCCCACUUUUCGAAUUUACUAGAGUAGAGAAUAAAUAAUCUACUAAAAUAUGA